AUGGCCGCCCCGCCGCCCGCCGAGCUCCCUGCGGCCGCCCGCCGCCGCUGCUAUCGGCUGCCCGCCGUGGAGCCGCUGGUCUUCCUGGCCACCGUGUCCCUCAGCCUGCAGGGUCCGCUGGCCACGCAGUACCUCUGGGACCGGCUCGGCGCCGACCUUGGUUACUACGGCGCCAACGACAGCAGCUCCACCGGCUGCGGGAACAGCAGCGCCGGCAGCGACCCGCUGCGGCAGGAGGUGGAAGCUCUGGUCUCCCACUGGAACCUCUAUAUCAACCUGGGAGGUUUCUUUGUUGACAUCUUCUCCGUGACGCUCUUUGGGCCAUGGAGCGACAGCGUGGGCCGCCGUCCGGCACUCGUGCUCUCGGCAGCCGGUAUGGCCCUGCAAGCGGCCGUCUACCUCCUUGUCAUGUACCUGCACCUGCACGUCGCCUACUUUCUCCUGGGACGCCUUCUGAGUAGUCUUUUGGGAGACUACAACCUGAUCCUGGCCAGCUGCUUCGCCUAUGUGGCCGACACCAGCGAUAAAAGCACCCGCACGUUCCGCGUUGCCAUCCUCGAGGCGUGCCUUGGCAUCGCGGGCAUGCUGGCCAGCGUCGGUGGUGGCCACUGGCGCAGGGCGCAGGGCUACAUCAACCCCUUUUGGCUGGUGUUUGCUGCCAGUGUUGCUACCGCUCUCUAUGCUGCUUUCUGCCUUCAGGAGUCGGUGAAGCAGCCGAAGCCGGCCAGGCUGUUCACACUCAGUCACUACAAGGCUGUAUACAGGCUCUACACGGCCCCGGAACACCGGAGCUCCAGGAGCCAGCUUGCUCUUUACUCCCUGGCUUUCUUUCUCCUUGUCACCGUACAUUUUGGGGCCAAGGACAUCUUUGUCUUGUACGAGCUUGGCUUCCCUCUCUGCUGGACCUCUGACUUCAUUGGGUAUGGCUCAGCUGCCAACUACCUGGCUUACCUGAGCAGCCUGGGAGGUCUGCGGCUGCUACAGCUCUGCCUUAAAGACAGCUGGGUGGCAGAAAUAGCGUUGGUCUCCAAUAUUGCUGGACUGGUUGUGAUUUCUAUUGCUACUACAACUGCAGUGAUGUUUACAGGUUAUGGGAUUCUGUUUCUUUCCAUGGCAGCCACUCCAGUCAUCAGAUCCAAGCUCUCCAAGCUGGUCAGUGAGACGGAACAGGGUGCUCUCUUUGCUUCUGUUGCUUGUGUACAAGGGCUUUGUUCCCUUGUGGCUACCGGAGUCUUCAACUCUCUCUACCCUGCCACUUUGAACUUCAUGAGGGGAUUCCCAUUUCUCUUUGGGGCUAUAAUUCUUCUUAUUCCAGCAGCUAUUAUAGGGUUGAUAGAAAUCCGGGGCUCAAAAGCUGACUACAGUCACUUCUCACCUGCUUCCCCAUCCCAUGCAGAUGGCUGAGUGGCAGCUCAGUGGCAAGGAAAUGACCAGCUUGGGAGUAUGCAUUUGAAGACUUCUUCCCUUGAAGGACAGACUGGUGUGGGAAGGAUGCCUUGCUUGUCCUUACUGAUUUUUUUAAAUGCCAAAUAGUUGGAAAUCAUGGACCUGACUGCCCACAGGAACUCAAUUUGCAGAUGUGAAUGUCUCCUCACUGUUGUGUUAGUUCCUCUGUUAGAGAAACCCCAAGAGACCCAAAAGCCAGCCAAGAGUAAAAGCUGUUGGGGCCAUUUGCAAGGCUGAUUAGUGGUUUGGGGUUUGGUGGGAAGGGAAAGCUCUGUGGCAUGCUGUUAGCAUGAGAGAAGAGUGAAUUCUGCUUUAUGUGAAAUGACUGCUGGGCUUACAGCAGAGCCAGGAGCUCUAGGUGCCCUAGGUGAUCCUGCUUUGACAAGGGGAGGCUGGACCUGGUGAUCUCUGGAGGACCCUUCCAACCCCUAACAUUCUGUGAUUCUUUACCAACCCACAUUGCUGUUGUGAUGAGCUCGUGUGGGGACAGGACUUGUGUCUUCAGAGACAAAAAUUAAUGCUCCAAAAUUGCGUGCCAGUGACCUCACUUCUGCUGCCCAUCUCAGGAUGUGUUGAUGCCAGCCAGCAAACCCUGUGUUUAUGGUGCUCAUAAUUGUCCUUUGCAAAACAUUACCUGUAUUGCCUCAAUCCUCUUUUCUUCAGAGUGCCAUAAACCAGCAGUUCUGUGUACGAUGCAUUGCACAGGCUGCUCAGAUGGAUGCAAUCAUGUCCUUAGUGGUGCAUUUGCUUAGCAGACCUCUUACUUUCAGGAUGAAUUAACCCUCCAUUCCCUUUUAUGGUUCAUAAAAUUAUAGCUUUUCUCAUACA
Molecule: messenger RNA, 2274 nt
Organism: Pogoniulus pusillus (Red-fronted tinkerbird)
Lineage: Eukaryota; Metazoa; Chordata; Aves; Piciformes; Lybiidae
Gene: SLC46A1
Product: solute carrier family 46 member 1
Exons: 5
Coding region: 1-1404 (467 amino acids)
Biological process (GO): transmembrane transport
Cellular component (GO): plasma membrane
Molecular function (GO): transmembrane transporter activity
Source: RefSeq, a predicted model, not a curated record